Molecule: messenger RNA, 3094 nt
Organism: Ilex paraguariensis (yerba mate)
Lineage: Eukaryota; Viridiplantae; Streptophyta; Magnoliopsida; Aquifoliales; Aquifoliaceae
Source: the annotation of a GenBank genome assembly
AUGGGAGACAUCUCCGGCGGACUCAGCGUCAAAGAUAAAAAAACCACUAAACUCCCAAUCUCAGGCAAACGCAACAUCCUCAUCACCAGUGCUUUACCUUACGUCAACAACGUACCUCAUCUCGGCAACAUCAUCGGCUCUGUACUAAGUGCUGAUGUAUUUGCUCGGUACUGCCGACUUCGGGGGUACAAUAUUAUAUAUAUGUGUGGGACGGACGAGUAUGGGACGGCGACGGAGACGAAGGCUUUGGAGGAAAAUUGUACGCCCCAGCAGAUUUGCGACAAAUAUCAUGCAAUCCACAAGGAGGUGUAUCAAUGGUUCAAUAUAAGUUUUGAUGAAUUUGGGCGCACAUCAACUCCGCAGCAGACUGAAGUUUGCCAAGCAAUUUUUAAGAAACUAAUGGAGAACAAUUGGCUUUCUGAGAACACGAUGCAGCAGCUUUACUGUGAUACAUGCGAAAGGUUUUUAGCUGACCGACAUGUGGAGGGUAACUGCCCCACUCCAGGUUGUAAUUAUGAUUCUGCAAGAGGAGAUCAAUGUGAAAACUGCGGGAAACUUUUAAACCCCACAGAACUACUGGAUCCUAGAUGCAAGGUUUGUCGGUCUACUCCACGCAUCCGUGAUACGAACCACUUGUUUCUUGAGCUACCUUUACUGAAGGAUAAGUUAGAGGAGUAUAUCAACAGCAUGUCAGUGGCCGGAGGAUGGAGUCAGAAUGCAGUUCAAACAACGUUUUCAUGGCUUAAAGAAGGAUUGAAACCAAGAUGUAUUACCAGAGACUUGAAAUGGGGGGUUCCUGUUCCACUUGAGAGAUUUGAAGACAAGGUUUUCUAUGUGUGGUUUGAUGCACCUAUCGGAUAUGUAUCAAUCACUUCGUGCUACACGCAUGAGUGGGAGAAGUGGUGGAAGAAUCCAGAAAAUGUGGAGUUGUAUCAGUUUAUGGGCAAAGAUAAUGUGCCAUUUCACACUGUGAGUACUAAAUUUUUGAAUAUGAACAAGAAUAUGCGCCAUAUGUGCUAAUUGGGAAUGUUUUGAGACAGUUAAAAAUAUGCCGGUAGUGAUCAUGAAUGCUUCUGUGAAGUGAUGUUUGUGCAAUAAUUGACUGAAUCAUCUGACUUGCUGCUAAACAGGGUUUUCCUCUGGCAACUUAUUGAAUGGCCAUUUUCAAUUCUCUGAUGGCCUGACUUCACUUUAUUGAAAGUGUGGGACUUAAACUUAAUUUGAAUUGGAUGUAGUAAAAGGGAGCUCGUGUCAAGAGUAUGAGUUUUCCAAUAAAAAAGAUUCGUUCUCUUAGCAUGGAUGUAUCUUUUGUUGCAUCUUGAUUCCAGAGGAAAGAGCUGCAUGAUGAUCUCUGGAUAUAGGUUAUUUUCAUGGCAUACAAGAUCAUUGCCAAUUGGGCUGCCUACAUUUUAUGCUCCUCAAACCCCGUAGUAGCUAGAGCCUUGUGCAUGAAGCUGCUCUUUACAAAAGCAUUGCCUGUGCCAAGAAUUAUUUUCUGUUCUUAUAUAUUUAGAGCUUGGAAUCAGGAGGCCGAGUCCUAGAUAAAGUUUUCCUCACUUAUUAAUUUGUGGCAGCAGGGUGAAGGUGCAUAACAGUAUCAGCUACCGAUAUUAAUAUACUAAUCCAUAGAAAAUUGGAGAUCUUAUUCAGGUCAGACUGGGGAAUGAAGGAGAUUGCAUGCCAUAUAUAUCAGGACUUUGCAGUUGAGCCAAACUGGGAAAUCACCUUCACAAUUUGACUAAAUCAACUCCCCCUUUAUCAGCCUGCAGAAACAAGAAAGGAAAGAAAAAUAAUCUCAAAUUCAAAGUACCAAAAUAUUGGAAGAAUUUGAUUGAGUACUAGAUGUCUUUCUUUAUGGUCCUGGAAUAUGGGUGUUUAGCCUUACUUCAAAAUAGCUCACCUCUUUAUGGAGGCUUUGAUGUGAACUGCAUGGCAAUAUUGUACAGCUUUUUGUACGCCAAAGUAAAUCCAAUUUAAGCUAUUGCCUCUCGCAUUUUGCAGAUGACAUGGUUCUCCUAUGAUAACCAUCACAAUUAGCUCUAAGCCAGUAGAUGCAUUUUGAUCCCUGGUGAGGGAUGAGAGAUGUUUUUCAUUUUGCUAUAGAAGUUCAAUAAAGAAUAUGAAGUAAAUCUAGGUCAUGCAUGUUGGUGAGACUUAUCUGGUUUUACUAACUUGUUUCUUAUAGCUGUGUCACAUUUCAAGGUUGAUGAAUGCCUGAUGGAAAAUAUUUUAGUUUUAUUUGUGGCAUGCUACUGUGUAUGACCAUGUUUUGUCGUUUUCUCUAUUGUUCUCUUUAAAAUAAUUGUGGGACCAGAGCUUGGGGUCUAAGUUUCUCAUUACUGUGUUAAAUUUCUUUUGGUAUGGUUAAUGUAUCCGAUGUUUCAUUAGGAAGUCAUUUUUUGGGGUAGAAUUAUUGGGGGAGUUGCUUUUAGGCGUUGUGCAGUUGUAAAGCUUUCUAUGGAAAUAAUUUGAUCAGGAAAACAUUUCCUGAAGAUUGCUGCUAUGGUUUUUGGAAGAUUGUGAAUGAGUUCAGAUAAAAAUAAAUUAAUGGAAGAAACAAUAAAAUAGUAAGUGUUGAAAAGUAAACCUGUUUCAAAAAGUAUUGAAACGGAAAGAGUUGGUAUUAAAAUAGAUGAAGAAUUCACUCAUAAGAAAAAAAUUAAGGAAUAUCGAGAAAUUGUUCACGAAAUGAAGCUGAGAUAGGAGCCAAGUUAAAGGGAAGAUAUCUCUAUACUGUUAGAAAUUCCCCCAAAUCCCUCUCAUGGGUAUGCGACUGCAAUUUGAUUGGUAAUAAUGGAGUUGUUCUUCAUUUAGCUUGGAAAUCAUCCCCCUUAGUCUGGGAACCAACUUGAUUUUGGGUCCUAAUGAGGCCACCAAAUAUUGAUUGCUGUGAUAGAAAGUAUAUUGGAAUAACACCUGUAGAAAACAGUAAAUAAAUCAACACACAAAUAUAAAUAUUGUAGGUUGGCUUGACACCAUUACCGAAACAACUUAACCUUUUUCUCAACCCUGCAAGAAUAUACCUGUAAAAAAAGGGGAAGAAAACUUUUAAGAAUCUUCCUAAAUUGACUGGUUCUCAUAGAAUCAUUUUCUG